AUGCGGCCCCGUCGCCGCCCUCAGCGGCCCCGUCGCCGCCCGCAGCGGCCCCGUCGCCGCCCUUGCGGCCCCGUCGCCGCCCCUAGCGGCCCCGUCGCCGCCCCUAUCGGCCCCGUCGCCGCCCCUAUCGGCCCCGUCGCCGCCUCCAGCGGCCCCGUCGCCGCUCCUAGCGACCCCGUCGCCGCCCCUAGCGGCCCCGUCGACGCCCUUCGAGGCCCCUCGCGGCCCCUUUGCGGCCCCGUAGCCCCCCCUAGCGGCCCCGUCGCCGCCCGUAUCGGCCCCGUCGCCGCUCCUAGCGGCCCCGUCGCCGCCCCUGUCGGCCCCGUCGCCGCCCCUAGCGGCCCCGUCACCGCCCUUCACGGCCCCUUCAGCUGCCAAGCGGCCGAACCACCGAGCCGCCGAGCUGCCCAGCCGCCGAGCCGCCCAGCAGUCGCGCCGCCCGGCAGCCGAGUCGCCCAGCAGCCAAGCCGCCAAGCAGCCGAGCCGGCCAACAGCCGAGCCGCCCAGCAGCCGAGCCGCCCAACUGCCGAGCCGCCCAGCAGCCGAGCCGCCCAGCAGCCGAGCCGCCCAGCAGCCGAGCCGCCCAGCAACCGAGCCGCCCAGCUGCCGAGCCGCCGAGCCGCCGUCGAGCCGCUACUGUUCCUACCGGCGCGCACCGGCCCUUCCCACCCGGACUGGGCAGACAGACUCUCCUUGUUUGAUCUCACCUCUGGUGCCUCUCCUGCCCCGCCUGCUACUGCUGACAGCACUAUUCGCUCACAGUGGGCCACACGCGAUGCUGCUGCUCGUCUUGCUGUGCGUCGCCACUUACCGACCGCUGAGCGUGCGCACUUUAGUCUGUACAAGAGUGCUAAGACCUUGUACGACGUUGUAGUUGCACGCUACUCUUCCCCUGCCACUGCUGCUCUUAGCCGCCUCAUGCUGCCGUACCUGUUCCCUGACCUUGCUGCCUUUCCCACAGUCACUGACCUCAUUACGCACCUUCGCACUAGUGACACUCGCUACCGCGCUGCGCUUCCUGCUGAGUUCUGUGCCAAGAACCCUCCCCCCAUGUACAUCACCCUCUACUACAUAGUCACCCGACUCCCUGACUCCCUUCGCUUAGUCUGGGACCACUUCCUCUCAGUUUGCCCCACCACACUCACCGUUGACCUCCUCGAGGAGCGCCUCCUGGCAGCAGAGAAGAGCAUAGUCGCUGUAGGAGCCUCUCGUGGUGACCCUCGUACCCCCGUCUUUGAGGGGUGUUCCCCCUCCCCCCUCUUGCCCUCUGUUGCUUCUGCUACUGCGGCCGACCUCGUUGGUUUCGAGUCGCGAGGUGGGGGUACUGGUCCCUGUACCUACGUCCUCCAUACCGGCGACCGCGCUGGUGAGCAGUGCGGGGGCUUGCACUCCACCCAGCGGUGCUUCGGCCGCCUGACGACCGCUUGGCGUCACCAGUUCCCUGACGCCACUGAGAUCCCCCACUGGGGAGAGCUGUCUAGGGCGGGGAUUGCUAUCUUUGAUCUUUACUAUGAUGCUAUUCUUGCUGCCAUGUAUGCUGUGUCUACUAGUGAUGAGGGUGACUGUUACCUGUGUGUUCCGCCUGACCCGGGCAUUGAGGCUGCUGCUCUAGGUGCUGGUGAGGCUGCUGCUCUAGGUGCUAGUGCGUCUGCUGCCCCAGGUGCUGGUGAGUCUGCUCUCUCAGGUACCACGUCGGCUCAGGCCUUACACACCUUCACCCUUGACUCGGGUGCUUCCCGCUCCUUCUUUCGAGACCGCACCACGCUUACACCGCUUAGUCCUCUACGGGAAGCACCCUUGACUUCACACGGGUGA
Closterium sp. NIES-65 is the source of this 1815-nucleotide messenger RNA. The record is from the annotation of a GenBank genome assembly. Lineage: Eukaryota; Viridiplantae; Streptophyta; Zygnematophyceae; Desmidiales; Closteriaceae.